This is a messenger RNA of Mauremys mutica (yellowpond turtle), 3578 nucleotides long. RefSeq names its product unc-45 myosin chaperone A (gene UNC45A). The transcript is spliced from 20 exons. Bases 63 to 2924 code for a protein of 953 amino acids. Lineage: Eukaryota; Metazoa; Chordata; Testudines; Geoemydidae. The record is from RefSeq and is a predicted model, not a curated record. Gene Ontology annotation, molecular function: Hsp90 protein binding.
GAGCCGGGGGCGGGGCGAAUCGCGGAGUGGAGGGAGCGGCCGACUCGGUGCUCGGACUCAGCAUGGAGGGGGCCGGGCCGGCGGGGCAGCUGCGGCAGGAGGGGAACCGGCUCUUCCAGGCCGGGGACUACGCGGCGGCGCUGGCCUCCUACACGCGCGCCCUGGAGCUGUGCGCGGGGCCCCCGGAGCGCGCCGUGCUGCACCGCAACCGGGCCGCCUGCCACCUGAAGCUGGAAGAUUACGCCAAUGCAGAAGCUGAUGCGUCUAAAGCCAUCGAAGCCGAUGGCCACGACGUGAAGGCGCUGUUCCGCCGCAGCCAGGCGCUGCAGAAGCUGGGCCGCCUGGACCAGGCAGUCUAUGACCUGCGCAGAUGUGUGAGCCUGGAGCCCAGGAACAAGGCUUUCCAGGAGGCAUUGCACGAUCUGGGGAGCAGCAUGCAGGAGAAGAUGAAGCUCAUGUCCUGCACAGACUCCAAAGUAGAGCAGAUGUUUCAGAUCUUACUGGACCCCAAAGAGACAGACACAGACAAAAAACAGAAGCCCUGCGGCCGCUCCUGCGAGUGUGGCUUGCCAACCUGCUCCCGAACGGCUCUUGUCUCCCAGGCAGCGCAGAACCUGAUUGUGCUGGCCCGGGAAGAGGCUGGGGCGGAGAAGAUCUUCCAGAGCGACGGCGUGCGGCUGCUGCUGCGCAUGCUGGACACGGGCAGAGAGGACGCGAUGCUGGUGGCUCUGCGCACCCUGGCUGGCCUGUGCUCUGGGCACCGUUCGCGGACCAUGGCCAUCCUCGCGGAGCUGGGGGCACCACGCGUCUCGGCCAUGCUGGGAGUGGAGCACGAGCAGGUGUCUCUGGCGGCCUGUAACCUGCUGCAGGUCAUGUUCGAUGCGCUGAAGGAGGGGCUGCAGAAGGACUUCCGUGGCAAGGAGGAAGCCCUUGUACUGGAUCCCUCGAAGGAGCUGAAGCUGCUGAUCGGGCACCUCUUGGAAAUGCUGAACCAGGAGGGGACCUCGGCCCACGGCCGCGAAAACACCCUCAACCUCCUCAUCAAAGUGGUGCCGCGGAAAUCACUGCGGGACCCCAACAACAGCCUGACCCUCUGGGUCAUCGACCAGGGCCUGAAGAAGAUCCUGGAGGUGGGGGGCACAGUGUGUGAGGCCCCUGGCAGCCUGCCUGCGACAGAGAACAGCCGGAUGAGCGCUGCCGUCCUGCUCAGCAAGCUGUACAGUGACCUGAAGUGCGAUGCCGAGAGAGAGAACUUCCACCGGCUGUGUGAAGACUAUGUCAGGAGCUGGUUUGAGGGGCCUGGGUUGGCUGGGAAGCUCCGUGCCAUCCAGACGGUGUCGUGCCUGCUGCAGGGUCCCUCAGAGGCUGGGAACCAGGUGCUGGAGCUGGAGGGGAUCAUGGAGAGCGUGCUGGCUCUGUGUGCCUCCGUGCGGGAGGUUGACCAGCUGGUGGCCGUGGAGGCUCUGAUCCAUGCCGCUGACAAGGCCAAGCGGGCGUCUUUCAUCACGGCCAACGGAGUGACCCUGCUCAAGAACAUCUAUAAGUGCAGCGGGAGGGACAGCAUCCGCAUCCGGGCCUUGGUGGGGCUCUGCAAGCUGGGCUCUGCCGGAGGCACCGAUUUCAGCAUGAAGCAGUUCGCUGAGGGCUCCACCCUGAAACUGGCCAAGCAGUGCCGCAAGUGGCUGUGUAACGAGGCGAUCGACGCAGGCACACGGCGCUGGGCGGUGGAGGGCCUGGCCUACCUCACCUUCGAUGCGGAUGUCAAGGAGGAGUUUGUGGAGGACAAGGCAGCUGUGCAGGCCAUGUUCCAGCUGGCCAAGUCAGAGGACAGGAGCGUGCUGUUCGCAGUGGCCUCGACGCUGGUGAACUGCACCAACAGCUACGACCACAAGGAGCCAGACCCCCAGCUGCUGGAGCUGGCCAAGUACGCCAAGCAGCACGUCCCAGAGCAGCACCCCAAGGAUGAGCCAGGCUGUGUGAGGCGGCGGGUGCGCAAGCUGCUGGCUGCUGGCGUGGUGUCAGCUCUCAUCUGCAUGGUGAAGAGUGAAAACCCGGCGCUGACCAACUCCUGCCGGGAGCUGAUCUCCAGGGUGUUCCUGGCCGUGGUGGAGGAAGCAGCGGACAGAGGCAGCGUGGUGGCCCAGGGAGGGGGAAAGGCGCUCAUCCCGCUGUCCCUGGAGGGUACCAAGGUGGGGCAGGCCAAAGCAGCGCAGGCACUGGCGAAGAUCACCAUCACCUCCAACCCCGAGAUGGCGUUCCCCGGAGAGCGGAUCUACGAGGUGGUCAGACCCCUGGUGAGUCUCCUGCACCUGCACCACACCGGCCUGGAGAACUUUGAGGGGCUGAUGGCGUUAACCAAUCUGGCCGGGAUCAGCGAGAGGCUGAGGCAGAAGAUCCUGAAGGAGAAAGCGGUGCCCAUGAUUGAGGGCUACAUGUUUGAGGAGCAUGAGCUGCUCCGCCUGGCGGCCACCGAGUGUAUGUGCAACAUGGCCAUGAGCAUAGAGGUGCAGGAGCUCUUCCUGGCCGAGGGCAGCGACCGGCUGAAGCUGCUGGUCCUGUACAGUGGGGAGGACGACGAGAAGCUGCGGCGAGCAGCCUCCGGCACCUUGGCCAUGCUGACCUCACUGCUGCCCCAGAUCUGCGGGAAGAUCACCCAAGUGACGGCUCACUGGCUGGAGAUCCUGCAGGCCUUGCUGCUCAGCCCUAAUGUGGAGCUGCAGCACCGCGGCGCUGUGAUCGUGCUGAACAUGAUGGCGGCAGACCGGGAGAUUGCAGCCAAGCUCAUGGAGAGUGAGAUGCUGGAGAUCCUGUCCGUGCUCGCCAAGGAGGAGCGGGACAAGCCCCGUGUGGCCCAAGCUGCCAAGGAGUGCCUGGCGCAGGCCGUGGCAUGUGGGCUGAUCAAACCCAACGUGAACGGAGAGUGACUGGCCACCCUGGCAGGGUUCUCCUUCCUGUGUGCACACACUGCUCUGGGCUUGUAACACCCCCAGCUGCGGCUCGGGAAAGAUGCUGCCUUCGGGGGGCGGGAAGGGAGUGUGGGCUGAGCUUGCCUCUUCUAUCUUGUCUUAACCUACACGUGUAGGCAAGGCUCUCAGGUACAUUUCUUCUCUGCACCUGCAUGCUGCAGGGUCCCCUCACAGCCCCUGCUGGGAGCUCUCUGCAGGCAUCCAUGUCCUGCCGCACCCUGCGCUUGUCUCUGCCUGCCUGAGCAACACGCUCAGCCGUGCGCUCCCCAGACGGCACCUGCUGCCCCCCCCCAGGAGCGGCCUUUGCACCUGCACCUCUUCUUGUGCCUAACACACAUCUCUCCUCCACGUGCUCUGACCUUCACGGCUCUGCCCCGGGCUGGCAGGGAGGGGCAGGCUUCAGUCACAGCGGCUCUGGGGUGAGGGGCUGGCUGCUGUUGAGCGGUGAGGCGGUGCCUGGGCUGGAGGGGCCGUGCCCUGGGUCAGUGCUGCGCUGCGCUGCGGGGGGCCGAAGCAGUGAUUUCCCUACACCGCCCCUGAAUUUUCCCAACACCCCCCCCCAGUUUUGUGAGCUAGUUACAUACCAAUUUAGUGACUGUUUGGAAAUCUGAA